Messenger RNA from Melanaphis sacchari, 461 nucleotides. It is a transcript of the gene Urm1, whose product is annotated as ubiquitin-related modifier 1. The record is from RefSeq and is a predicted model, not a curated record. Gene Ontology annotation, biological process: protein urmylation; tRNA thio-modification. The transcript is spliced from 2 exons. Lineage: Eukaryota; Metazoa; Arthropoda; Insecta; Hemiptera; Aphididae. Gene Ontology annotation, molecular function: protein tag activity. Gene Ontology annotation, cellular component: cytoplasm; nucleus. Bases 142 to 453 code for a protein of 103 amino acids.
AAUUUCAUUACCUAUUAUUUAGCUGGUUUGCUCAAUAAUAUCAUAGUAACAUUAUAACUUAAACAUAAAUGAUAUACGUUGAAACGACGUAUAAGAUCUUGUAAUACGAUUAAUACAACAACCCCAUAUUUACAGAACAUAAUGGAAAAGGGACUGAGUAUAACUACCGAAUUUACAAGUGGACUUCAAAUUUUAUUUAAUAACAUUAAGAAACACAAAGUGCUAUUGCCAGAAAUGGAAAAGCCUUGGACACUGGAAUUGCUUCUAUUCUGGAUUAAAGACAACAUAUUGGUCGACAAAGAAAAAUGUGAUUUGUUUAUGAAGGGCAAUACUGUGAGACCAGGCAUCAUUGUAGCUAUUAAUGACCAAGAUUGGGAACUCUUAGGUGAUUUAAAAUAUCAAAUCAAGAAUAAUGACAAUAUAACAUUUAUAUCUACAUUACAUGGCGGUUAAUAAUUAAA